This is a messenger RNA of Drosophila persimilis, 1233 nucleotides long. RefSeq names its product protein GUCD1. The transcript has 3 exons. The coding region runs from base 65 to 793 and encodes 242 amino acids. NCBI's taxonomy places the organism in Eukaryota, Metazoa, Arthropoda, Insecta, Diptera, Drosophilidae. The record is from RefSeq and is a predicted model, not a curated record.
ACUCAAUUCGGGUCUUAAAACGUUGCAGAACAUCGCAUUUCUGAAGGAGCAGCAUUCCUGAACAAUGAACGGCCUCCCACAAAGCAAGCACUACAAUCUGACGCACUACCAGCAGAGGUACAACUGGGACUGCGGCCUGUCCUGCAUCAUCAUGAUAUUGUCCACCCAACAGCGGGAUGAGAUGCUGACCAAUUUCGAGGCCAUCUGCAAGGAGGAGGGCUUCGGGUCGAGUACCUGGACCAUUGAUUUGUGCUACCUGCUGCUGCGCUACCAAGUGCGUCACGAGUACUACACCCAGACCUUGGGCAUCGAUCCAAACUACAGCCAACACACGUACUACUCGAAAAUAAUUGACAAGGACGAGAAGCGCGUGACGCGCAAGUUCAAGGAUGCCAAGGCCCAUGGGUUGCGCGUUGAGCAGCGCACUGUCGACAUGGAGGUUAUUCUCAGGCAUCUAGCGCGACACGGUCCGGUAAUCCUGCUGACCAACGCCUCGGUGCUCACCUGCGAGAUAUGCAAGCAGAAUGUACUGGAGAAGUUCGGCUGUUUCCAUAUUCCUUGUAUUGCCCGAAAUACACGCUUGCCCGCCGCCACCAAAAAAAGGUAUGCCGGACACUAUGUGGUGCUCUGCGGCUACGACAUGGCCACCGAAAAGGUAUUCUACCACAACCCGGAGGUGCACGAUGGCCAUAUUUGCCGCUGCCUGGCCGAGUCGAUGGAUACGGCGCGUCGUGCCUAUGGCACGGACGAGGACAUCAUCUUGAUAUUCGACCAGAUGGCCAGCAAGGAAUAAAGAGACUCCGAGCGGAGCGUCUGCUGCUCAUCGUAAUCGUAGUACCUGCCCAGCAGUUGCCGUGCUUGAAUGGAGGAUGGAUCUGCGCUUUGUGAUAUUAUUGGAUAGGCUAGAAAAUUACUAAACGAAGAAGGAUUCGAUUGGAUUGGAAAUGGAAUAUGGUUUGGCUAGGCUUGGCUGCUACGUUGUCGAAGCGAAGCAUUUCAUUGGCACAACAGUGGACUUUAUUUGAGUUUAGUUAUAUCAUUGAUACGCGCGCGGCAUCUGACGCAGUUGGUCCCAAAAAAAAACAACAAUUACAAACGCAAUUAUGCAAACAGGACGCCGAUCAGGCUGAUGUCCUGCCCACAUUCCAAUACGAUUAUCAAUACCUUUGUGAAUGUAUAAAUACUAUAUAUGUUGAGUGUCUCUGUAGAAAAUACAAAAGAUUAUUGUUGAAU